Molecule: messenger RNA, 2013 nt
Organism: Chlorella variabilis
Lineage: Eukaryota; Viridiplantae; Chlorophyta; Trebouxiophyceae; Chlorellales; Chlorellaceae
Exons: 16
Coding region: 73-1845 (590 amino acids)
Biological process (GO): transmembrane transport; lipid transport
Cellular component (GO): membrane; intracellular membrane-bounded organelle
Molecular function (GO): ATP binding; ABC-type transporter activity; ATP hydrolysis activity
Source: RefSeq, a predicted model, not a curated record
CUGAGCCUCGACUUCAGCUCCCUGCUGGGGCCCCUCUUCUUCUGCUGGCUGCUCCAGCUGCUGCUGCCGCCCAUGCUCAACCAGCUGGUCUACGAGAAGGAGAAGCGGCUGAGGAACAUGAUGAAGAUGCACGGCUUGGGGGACGCAGCCUACUGGGCUAUCCAGUACUGCUGGUUCUUCGUCAUCAACUUCACCUUUACUUGGAUCCUCAUCGGCUUUGGGAGCCUGAUCAACCUCAGCUUCUUCCGCCUGACCUCUUACUCAUUCCAGUUUGUGUUCUACCUGCUGUGGAUCAACUGCCUGCUGGCCUUUACCUUCCUGCUCAGCACACUGUUCCGCUCCUCCAAGACAGCGGUGGUGGUGGGCUUCUUGUAUGUGUUUGGCACCGGCCUGGUGGGCAUCUUGCUUCUCCAAACCUUCAUAUCUGAGGCGUACUGGUGGGUCAUCUUCCUGGAGCUGGUGCCUGGGUGGGCGCUGUACCGCGGCCUGUACGAGAUCAGCCAGUACGCCUUCCGGGCCAACACCCAGGACAACACCGGCAUCACCUGGAGCAGCCUGUCGGACGAGAACAACGGGCUGCCGGCGGUGAUGGUCAUCUUUGCCGUGGAGGCCGUCGUGUUCAUGGUGCUGGCGUGGUACUUGGAGCAGGUGGUGGACACGGGGGUGGGGGUGAGGAGGCACCCCCUCUUCUUCCUGGGACGCUUCCGUGGCGGCGCCAAGAAGGCACGGAAGCACGCCGGCGGCAGCGAGGAUGCGGUCACGAUCCCAGUGGAGGCGGAGGAUGUGCGGGAGGAGCGGCUGCGUGUGGAGGGGCUUGCGCCUGGCGCCAGCAACGCAGCCGCCAUCGUGAUCAAGGACCUCCACAAGACCUUCCCUGCGCCCUUUGGCGGCAGGGAGAAGCAGGCGGUGCGCGGGCUGACGCUGGCCAUUGAGCGCGGCGAGUGCUUUGGCCUGGGGCCCAACGGCGCCGGCAAGUCGACCACCCUGAACGUGCUGACCGGGUUCUUGGACCCCACGCAAGGCACCGCCAUUGUGGAGGGCCACGACAUCCAGCGCGACAUGCCCACCAUCUACUCCCUCAUGGGCGUCUGCCCGCAGGACAACCUGCUGUGGGAGCGGCUGACGGCUCGGGAGCACCUGACCUUUUUCGCUCGGCUGAAGAACCUCAAGGCACGCACCCCUACCUCCUGUCCACACGCCCACCGCGGGCAGCAGCUGACGGCGGCUGUGGAGGAGGCGCUGCAGAAGGUCAACCUGUACAACGGCGGCGUGGGAGACAAGCAGGUGCGGCAGUACAGCGGCGGCAUGAAGCGGCGCCUCUCGGUGGCCAUCAGCUUUGUGGGCGGACCGCUGGUGGUCUACCUGGAUGAGCCCUCCACCGGCCUGGACCCGGCGUCCCGCCAGAACCUGUGGAGCGUGGUCAAGGCCGCCAAGCAGGAGCGGGCCAUCAUCCUGACGACGCACAGCAUGGAGGAGGCCACCGUGCUGUGCGACCGGCUGGGCAUCUUUGUGGACGGCACGCUGGUGUGCAUCGGCAACCCCAAGGAGCUGACCAGCAGGUACGGCGGGUACUACAUCUUCACCAUCACCACGCCGCCGCACCAGGAUGCGGCGGCGCACGCCCUGGUGCUGGGCAUGAGCCCCGGGGCGCGGCUGACGUACGCGCUGGCGGGCACGCGCAAGUACGAGCUGCCGGUGGGGGAGGUCACGCUGCCAGAUGUGUUUGCUGUGAUGGAGGAGGCCAAGAAGAAGGUGACGGUGCUCGACUGGGGGGUGUCCAACGCAACGCUGGAGGAGGUGUUCAUCAAGUUUGCCAAGAGCAUCGGUGCCGAGGGCGGCAUGUGACCUCAAGGCAGCCGACCGAUGGUACCACACACUGUUGCAACGUUGACAAGCGGCUCGGCCAUUGCUAGGCGCCGCAGGGCCUUCAUGCAGGGCCACAUGCAGCCAUUUCAUUCCAAUUCCUUUUCCUGUUUCUGACAGCCUGUAAAUUAUCUCCGACUUUAAUCCGCC